CAGGUUUUCUGGCCAGCUGGGCAAUGCUUUUUCAGCCUGUGUUGUGGCCCCAAGCCAUUCGAUGCCGAAGCUUCACAUCUUCACUGCACAGGCAUUUGCUGCUGGCAUGCGAAAGGCCUCAAGUGGACUGCGUGGAGUGGCCGACCGGCCUGAAGGACUGGUCGCAGCUCCAAGCUCAGGCUGAGCGUGUCGCGGCUUGGCCCUCGCAUCCGCUGAAGGCGUUGGAACGCUUGGCCUUAGCGGAAGGCUUGGUCGCUCAGGCAGCAGGUGUGCUGAACCUCUGUACAGAGCAAUGCGGGCAACACCUUUGCACGUUCUACGAAGACCUGGCAUCGGGCCAAGCAGCAUUGCGCCCGCGGCACUUGGCCCAUCCUCCUGCGCCGGCGUUGGUUGCGUGUACUUCGCACCUGGAUACGGCCCUGCCCGUGGUUGUGCACCAUGCAACAGCCCUAUUGCUGGCGGGUCACGUGGUUGCAGUCGCAGCGCAAGGACGCGCUCUUGAGGCGCUGAAGGCUGCAACUGCAGGAUUUCCAGAGGACCUUCUUUCUACCAUGCCGUUGGGACCUCUGGCAACCUUGCCUCGUUUGCGCACUUUGCGGAGUGUGGGCCCUUCUCCAGUGCAGCUGUGGCAGGACAGGGCCCCACCGGGAGACUUUGGCGGCGAUGGCCCUGCGCGACAUGGAAUGGCCAGAGCAGCGGAUCCAUUGACACUGAGUGAUUGCCAUGACAACAGCAUUGCUGCUUGCCAAAGGGCUGAGUCGAUUAGCUUGGAGUUUGGGUUGACAUGGAGUGAAGAGGUGACUUCUCUGGCUGAUCUUUUGCCAGUAGCAAGCCGCCCCAAUGCUGUUGACUUGGAGAUGCAGCGCUUCCUGCAUUUGCUUUGGGCUGUCAGGGAGCCUCUCGGGCCAGAGCAGGUUGCUCUAGCACCCAGUCACAAACACGUCCUGCUGACCUUCUGUGGCAGCACUCUCCCCGAGGACCUGGUGAAGCUGGCUUUGACCUCGGCGAUGAGCCCAUUCCACGAAAGGAUCACUCUUCAUGCAGUCGGCCUUGGAGCUAGAGGCCUUGGAAGGGAGCCAUUGAAGUCCUUUUGCAAGGUGGUUCAGUCUGGCCGCAUGGCGUGGGAGGUCAAGGAGCACAAGGAUUGGGCGACCUUCCUGGACUGGCUACCUUUGCAAGAAGGGAUCAAUCUGUUCAGCCUGCUCAGGAAUCUGGAGCCAGAGGUGAAGAGACGAUGUGCCAGUACUGGUGGUGCUGCCUGGGUUCAGCUUGGCUCGGAUCCCGUAGACAGACUGAGGCGAUGGACAGAAGUGGUUCCCGCAGAUGACGUUGAGAAUCGAAGGUUGCAAACCUGAUGCAUAGAUCUGCUGGCUAACUCGAGGACAAAA
This is a messenger RNA of Durusdinium trenchii, 1388 nucleotides long. NCBI's taxonomy places the organism in Eukaryota, Dinophyceae, Suessiales, Symbiodiniaceae. The record is from the annotation of a GenBank genome assembly.